Molecule: messenger RNA, 687 nt
Organism: Kalmanozyma brasiliensis GHG001
Lineage: Eukaryota; Fungi; Basidiomycota; Ustilaginomycetes; Ustilaginales
Product: Zinc finger, AN1-type
Exons: 1
Coding region: 1-687 (228 amino acids)
Biological process (GO): protein ubiquitination; modification-dependent protein catabolic process
Cellular component (GO): cytoplasm; nucleus
Molecular function (GO): ubiquitin protein ligase binding; zinc ion binding; protein tag activity
Source: RefSeq, a predicted model, not a curated record
AUGCAGAUUUUCGUCAAGACUCUCACCGGCAAGACCAUCACUCUCGAGGUCGAGUCCUCGGACACCAUUGACAACGUCAAGGCCAAGAUCCAGGACAAGGAGGGUAUCCCACCUGAUCAGCAGCGCCUCAUCUUUGCUGGCAAGCAGCUCGAAGACGGUCGCACGCUGUCCGACUACAACAUCCAGAAGGAGUCGACACUUCACCUUGUCCUCCGCCUUCGCGGUGGUAUGCAGAUCUUUGUCAAGACUCUUACGGGCAAGACCAUCACCCUCGAAGUCGAGUCCUCUGACACCAUUGACAAUGUCAAGGCCAAGAUUCAGGACAAGGAAGGCAUCCCGCCUGAUCAACAACGACUCAUCUUCGCCGGCAAGCAGCUGGAAGACGGUCGCACCCUCUCGGACUACAACAUCCAGAAGGAAUCCACCCUCCACCUCGUCCUCCGACUUCGCGGUGGUGCCAAGAAGCGCUGCCAGAACGGCACCGGCACCGACGCCCAGUGCAAGGACGCCGCCAUCAACCUCGUCGGCGAAUGCCCCCACUGCAGUCUGAAGUUCUGCGGCAAACACCGGUUGCCCGAACAACACAAGUGCGCCCAGCAGGAACAGGUACGCAACGCGGCCUUCGCAGCCAACAAGGCCAAGUUGGAGAGCGAGAGGACGCAGGCUACGCGCGGGCUCGCACAUUAG